Hibiscus syriacus is the source of this 2304-nucleotide messenger RNA. Its product is annotated as armadillo repeat-containing protein 6-like. NCBI's taxonomy places the organism in Eukaryota, Viridiplantae, Streptophyta, Magnoliopsida, Malvales, Malvaceae. Gene Ontology annotation, molecular function: protein binding. Bases 111 to 2120 code for a protein of 669 amino acids. The record is from RefSeq and is a predicted model, not a curated record. The transcript has 14 exons.
GUACAUUCUACAAACAUUUGCACCGCCCAUUUUUUUACCGAGUAAGUGAUGGAAAACCCCUUCAUUAAUACAGUUUGAAAGGGAGAAAAAGAGAAACAGAGGGUGGGAAAAUGGGAACGGAGGAGAGAGGAAAAAAAGCGGAGGGAUUUGAAGGGGAUAGGAGAUUGAGUGAAAGCCCUCCCGAUGAUGAUUGCUGCCCUAUUUGCUUCGGUCCCUUUACCGUUCCUUGUCGAACCAAUUGCGGUCAUUGGUAUUGCGGCAAUUGUAUUUUGCAAUUCUGGAACUAUUCCUCAGCAUCUCAGCCAUGCAAGUGCCCCAUGUGUGCUUGCAAGAUUGUUAAUUUGAUGCCAGAGGCAUCAUUGCAACAACAGCAACAGAGCCAGGAAGUUACUGAGGUUCUUAAAAGUGUACAGAGGUAUAACCUCCUCUUUCUUGGAGGCGCGCGUGGAUUCAUUCAGAAAGUGCGGGAGUUACCAUUCCUCAUCAAGAGAAUGCUCCAAGGGUUGAUGGAUCCUGAUACAAAUGAUACAUAUGUUACCGAGAUACGCCUUUUUGCAAUGCUGCUGAGUAUCAUCUACAGAGCUACACCAUUUGAUUUUAUUCCUACAGGGGGGUUAGGAAUCUGUAGGGUGUUUGAUUGUUCUGCGAUUGCUCUAGUACUCAUCCUGCGUCUGGUAGGCAUCUAUCGAAGAAGACGACUUAUGCAGCGUGAAAUGGCCCCAACGAAUGACGUCCGUACAAUCUCGCAAGAGGCCUUCGAUGAGUUGGUGAAAGAGAACAUGGACGAUCUCGGGAUGGAUCCCGCCGAAGCCCUAGAAGACGCCAUCCAAACACUCUCCCUUCAAGGCGUCGAUCUCUCUGGGAUCGUGCAGUGUGUGCCUGGGGAAGGUGGCGGCGUCAAGGACCAUCCGGCAAUACAAUGUUUGAAUAAACUAAAUCAACUCAAUUCUGACUCAAAGCAUCAAUUCGACACUCAAGAUUUAGUCCAAAUCACGGAAUUACUUAAUAACCUAAGUGAAUUGAGUUGUGCUAAUAAAGAAGAUUCGGGAAAUCCUGCAAUCAUUGCUAAAAAUGGAGGUAUCGAGUUAGUUUGUUCGAUCUGUAGUAAGAUUCCAACUGAAUCAAGACAGCCUCUAGUUUCUUGCUUAAAGACUAUGGCAUCGUUGCUCACUGAUGUUCAAAGUAGCGAGACUUUUAGGGGAAAUGGAGGGCCGAAGAUUGUGGUUAGCAUUCUUAGUUAUGGGAUUCCAGAUAUAGAUAUCUUGAAUUCGGGUUUCACUGUUGUUGCUGCUUCCUCGACUGGUAAUGAAGUUGUUAAACGAUCGUUUAUGGAGUUGGGAAUAGAUGAGCUGAUUCUACAAGUUUUGAGUGGACAAACUCAGGGAAGUGUUCCGAGCUUAUAUGAUGCUAUACGUGUUUUGUUAACAUCUGAUGAUAAUCGUGUUGUUGCUUCGGAAGUUUAUGGUUAUGCACGAAGAUUUGCAAAAAUAGGAACUGCGAGAGCUCUUGUGGAAUCUCUUCAUGGAGGGCUUAGUUCGCCUGGUCUUGUUUCAGCUUGCAUAGCACUAAAAGCUAUUGCUGUGAAUGAUGAAAUAUGCAAGUCAAUUGCUGAUGCUGGUGGUAUCGAUGCGCUUCUGAAGUGUGUUGAUGAUAGUGGCGAACACCGCAACAAAACUGUAGCUAGAACUUGCUGUUCUUUGUUAUCCAAGUUGGCUGGAAGUGACUCAAAUAAGAGUGCUAUAGUUGAGAAAGGUGGUAUGGACAGGCUGAUCAAAUUGUCAGCUAGAUUUUCUGAUGACCCGUCUGUGCUGCAAGAGGUCAUGGCCUUUAUUUCUGUACUCUGCUUGAGAUCACCGGACAAUGCAACUCGUGCCAUUGAAGCCGGAGCUGGGGAACUUGCUAUCCAAGCCAUGCAGAAGUUUCCUGCUGCUCAGCAGAUGCAAAGAAGUUCCUGUCUCAUGAUACGGAAUCUCGUUGUGAGGAACCCUGAAAACAGGACUCUGCUGCUGAAUAAUGGUAUCGACAAGUUUAUCCGUAAGGCAAAGGAAAAUCACGAAGGCUGCAAGGAUGUUGCUACUGAUGCGCUAAGGGAUUUGGGGCUUGAUAACUAUAACUCGUAGUUAAGAAGUAUAAGGGAUUCCUUCUCUUUUCUUUGUGGGGUUACAUUUUUUGGUUUUCGUUCAUUUUCAACAACUGAAUAUACUGGAUUUUGUUCCAAUUUUCACAUAUUUUGAGGAUCGUAACUUUGUACUCGUAUUCGAAUAUUUGACCGACAUGAAUCUCGGACAAGGAGUCUUCAGAGAA